CGCACUCCACGCGCAAGUCAUGCCGUCUCCUUCGUGACGCCCGCGCGUCCGCCAGACCCGUCUCCACAUUAUCAUCCGUCCGAUCCUUUACUGCGCUGGAACCCUGCUGGCUCGAGCUGCUCCGCACAUCAUGGUGCUGCGGUGACACAGUGUCCACUAUGGGGGCCGUGCAGAGCGCUACGGGGACCUGGGGCGGCGGGGCGCAGGGUCCCGCAACGCCGACGUCGUGUUGUAAACAUCGUGCUAGUUGGGGGCGCUCCAGUAUUCCUACAAGCAACGUGCCCGGUCACCAAACGAGUGGCCCUCCAGCGCCGGGGACACUGCUGGCGAUGGAGUUGGAGAUUUCCAAGCUGAGGUCUUCCUUGGAGAGGAGGGACAGAGAGAUUUUGCGGCUCAACAGGGAAAUACACAAACUCAAGUCCGUGCUACAAGCGACGUCUAAAGAUGGCCGUCCUGACCUGCUGGCAACUAUCCACCAACACCAUUCUAUGGCGGGUCAGAGCAACCUGCAGAAGAAGCAGGGAGUGUCCGGGGAAAGUGCUACAUCUCGAAACCUCGUCCUCGACAUUGACGUCUCCCACCACCCUAAGGACUUCCGAUCCAAGCAGCUCAUCAAGGACGCCAUCAUGGAGAACGACUUCCUCAAGAACCUGGACUCCUCCCAGCUGCGUGAGAUCGUGGACUGCAUGUACCCGCAGCUCCUGGAAGCAGGAACGCUCGUCAUACGGGAGGGCGACGUCGGGUCGCAUUUAUACGUCUCUGCUGAGGGCGAGCUGGAAGUGGAAAAGGAAGAGCGUGUGUUGGGACGGAUGGGCCCAGGCAAGGCAUUCGGCGAACUCGCCAUCCUGUACAACUGCACCCGGACGGCCAGCGUGAAAGCUGUGACGACGGCCAAAGUAUGGGUGCUGGACCGGCGUGUAUUCCAGGCGAUCAUGAUGAAAACGGGUCUACAACGACAGGAGGAGAAUAUUCAAUUCCUCAGGAGCGUUCCACUGCUGCAGACGCUAUCGAACGAAAUUCUGGCGAAAAUGUCGGACGUGCUCGAAGUAGAUUUCUACCCACCAGGCGUUUAUAUCAUUCGACAGGGAACCUCCGGCGACACGUUCUUCAUAAUCAGCCACGGAAACGUCAAGGUCACGAAGCGAGUACCAGGAUGUCCUAACCGGGAAGAAGAAAUUCGUACGCUCGGAAGGGGGGACUACUUCGGUGAACAAGCACUCCUCAGGGAGGACAAACGAACAGCUAAUGUUGUUUCUCUGGAGCCAGGCGUAGAGUGUCUCGCCCUGGACAGAGACUCUUUUAUUCAGCUUAUCGGUGACUUGAGGGAACUGCAAGAUAAACAUUACGACGAUGGACUGCAACUCAGACCGCUCCAACAAAGGCUACCAAGUCGCACACUAGAGGUGGACACAGACGUAAAGCCUAUUCAGUUGGACGACCUCGAGGUUCUCGCCACAUUAGGUGUCGGGGGAUUCGGCCGAGUGGAACUAGUGCAGUACGUUCAAGACAGAUCACGCACGUUCGCGCUAAAGUGCCUCACCAAGAAGCACAUCGUAGAAACUCAACAGCAGGAACACGUCCUCAGCGAGAAGACGCUCAUGAUGUCGUGUCGCCAUCCUUUCAUCUGCCGCCUUUACAAGACGUUCCGGGACACUAAGUACGUCUACAUGCUCAUGGAGGCCUGCCUCGGUGGGGAGGUCUGGUCGCUGCUCAGAGACAGGGGUUCUUUCGACGACAGUACGACUCGGUUCUACACGGCGUGCGUUGUAGAAGCGUUGCAGUAUUUGCACGACAAGGGAGUCAUCUACAGAGACUUGAAACCAGAGAAUAUGGUUCUGGACUUUGCCGGAUAUGCAAAGCUGGUAGACUUUGGAUUUUCGAAACGCGUUCCAGCUGGCCAAAAGACGUGGACCUUCUGCGGUACGCCGGAGUACGUGGCUCCAGAGAUUGUCCUCAACAAAGGCCACGACCGUGCUGUCGACUUCUGGUCCGUGGGUGUGCUCAUGUACGAGCUACUGGUGGGAACGCCGCCCUUCGCUGCAGACGACCCAAUGAAGACGUACAACAUUAUACUGAAGGGGAUCGACAUGCUGGACUUUCCCCGUCACCUAACACGGAACGCUGUGUCACUAAUCAAGAGGCUGUGCCGCGAAAAUCCCGCUGAGAGGCUGGGCUAUCAGCGGGGCGGCAUUAUGGACAUCAAGAAACAUAAGUGGUUCCAAGGAUUCGAUUGGGACGGUCUACAAUCUCGUACCCUUCACCCGCCGCUGGAACCGCUGGUACGAGGGCCUACGGACAGCUCUAACUUCGAUGUGUACCCACGCAAUAUGGAGGUCCCGCCUGAUGAAACCUCCGGAUGGGACGACGACUUUUGAGAUACGGUAACACCUAGCAGCACAGACUACGAGCCGUUUGUACAGGGGUCUCCUGAGGAUAGGCUUCGAUAACACCACCGAGCCAAGGGAGGCUCCACCGCAGAAGCCCGAACUGGAAGGUCUUCCUAAACCGAAGAGUCGACGAUUCUUGACUACAACAUACAGUGCAUUGUGUAGGGGGCGCUUUGUUGGUAACUAACGCAAGAAAAGGGGGACCAGCCAAUAAAAGUUGUCCAAAGCUGUUGACCAUA
Molecule: messenger RNA, 2626 nt
Organism: Ornithodoros turicata
Lineage: Eukaryota; Metazoa; Arthropoda; Arachnida; Ixodida; Argasidae
Product: cGMP-dependent protein kinase, isozyme 1-like
Exons: 16
Coding region: 159-2375 (738 amino acids)
Biological process (GO): protein phosphorylation
Molecular function (GO): cGMP-dependent protein kinase activity; ATP binding
Source: RefSeq, a predicted model, not a curated record